AUGGCGUACAGAAAACGCCACGCAGAAGAGACGCUCGAUGAGAUCGCCGGUGUAGACUCUCCCGCCUCCAAGCGCUCCAGAACCGUCGACUCCCUCAUCUCGAAUGGGUCCCUUGAAAAUGGUCACGAUGGUGAUGCAACGCCCACAAACGAGCCACAACUUGCCGAAGAAAGCGACGUCGACGACGAGACACCCAUGCAGGUGCCGACCCGUCAAUCGGCGCCGACAGAUGGCUAUGACGACCUUUACCUCGACACGAUAGACCGCAACGUACUUGAUUUCGACUUCGAGAAACUGUGCUCCGUCAGCCUGUCCAACAUCAACGUUUACGCGUGUCUGGUAUGCGGGCGCUACUACCAGGGUCGCGGGCCGAAAUCGCACGCCUACUUUCACGCGCUCGACGAGAACCAUCACGUGUUCAUCAACAUGCAGACGCAGAAAGUGUAUGUGCUCCCCGAGGGCUACGAGGUCAAGUCCAAGUCGCUCGACGACAUCAAGUUUGUGUCGGAUCCGCGGUACACGAAACAGGAGGUUGCCGUGCUUGACAAGCCACCAAUGCGUGCCUCGUUUACGUUAGCCGGCAAGGAGUACGCGCCAGGGUUUGUGGGCAUGAACAACCUCAAGGAAAACGACUACCUGAAUGUUGUGGUACAAGCUCUUGCGCACGUCGCGCCGCUGAGGAACUUUUGCCUCCUGGAGGAUCUGUCAUCGCGAUCGGAAUUGGCGAAGCGUUUUGGCAUCCUGGUGCGCAAAAUCUGGAAUCCACGCGCCUUCAAGGCGCAUGUGUCCCCGCACGAACUGCUCCAGGAGAUCUCGCUGCUGUCGAACAAGCGGUACACCCUAACGGCACAGUCCGAUCCGGUCGAAUUCCUAUCAUGGUUCCUCAACAACCUGCAUCUGGGGCUGGGUGGGUCAAAGACGAAGCCUGGGAGCUCUGUUGUUCAGCGCAUCUUCCAAGGCAAGCUCAAGGUCGAGUCACAGGCAAUUACAGCGCGUGCCGAUGCGGGCGAUCGUCUGCGGUUUGAAGAUGCCGCCGUCUCAAUGACGACGUCGCGGUUCAUGUUUCUGACCCUCGACCUCCCCGCAGCGCCCCUCUUCCAAGACGAACUCGAGAAAAACAUUAUCCCACAGGUGCCCCUGACGACAAUCCUGGCGAAAUACGACGGCAUUCAUGCCCAGGAGCACCUCGCGCAACGCAAGCGGUAUCGCCUGCUCCACCCUUUGCCUCCAUACCUCGUCCUCCACGUCAAGCGCUUCAGUCAGAACAAAUUCGUCUCGGAGCGCAACCCAACGAUCGUUACAUUCGAUCCGCGGGGACUCGAUGUAAGCCCGUAUGUAGAACCGAACCCAGGCGAAUGGCCGCCGGGUGAGCCUAUCUGGUAUGACUUAGUCGCCAACGUCGUGCAUGAGGCAGUCCGGGCCAAGGAGGAUGUCGCGGAUAGCGGAGAGGAGCGCAAAACAUGGAAAGUGCAACUUAAGGAUAAGGGACGUGAUGAAUGGGUGUCGUGUCAAGAUUUGUUCGUGGAGAAGGUGCAGAGCGAGCUGCUCUACCUUGGCGAAACAUAUCUACAGGUUUGGGAGAGGCGGAGGACGCCGAAGAAGGCAUGA
Molecule: messenger RNA, 1608 nt
Organism: Colletotrichum graminicola M1.001
Lineage: Eukaryota; Fungi; Ascomycota; Sordariomycetes; Glomerellales; Glomerellaceae
Product: ubiquitin carboxyl-terminal hydrolase
Exons: 1
Coding region: 1-1608 (535 amino acids)
Biological process (GO): protein deubiquitination; spliceosomal complex assembly; mRNA processing
Molecular function (GO): cysteine-type deubiquitinase activity; zinc ion binding
Source: RefSeq, a predicted model, not a curated record